CAGCAGCAGGUAGCUGUUUAGGAAAUGGAAAUAAUUCAGCACUUUACAGCUAAAGAACCAGAUAUUUUGUUCAGGAGUUGAAUGGAGCCUGAAACAAAAUAAAAAUGUGCCACUGCACUCAUAUAACCUGUACUCAUGUUUUGCCAGAAGCAGCAGUUACACCCUCCUAGACAGGGACACAUGAUCAGGUAGCUGAGACUAAUGAAAUGAACCGCCACACAGUGAACCUGGGGAUUCACUGCUUCGUGUAUCAUAGCUAUGUACAGCUCAGAGUUUAUGUUUCUGCUGUACUAACUGCUUUGCCUCUCUGUGUUAUAGAUGUUCGCAGGAGAUGUUGGUUUUUCAGUAUUUUUAUAUACUAAACAUCUGUGUUGUUGCAUUUGCAUGAUAUGGCAAAAGAUCUUUGUGGUUUACACACACUCCAAUUCUGAAAACACGGUAAAUGCAAAUUGAAGACACUGUUUUUUUGUCUCACUCUUGACAAUCAAAAGCAUGGCUGCUGAAAUUCAUUGUCAUUUCAGUUUUAUAAUUUAGUCAUUUUGUACACAGUCAUUUUGCUCUUUUAUAACAGAAUGAGCCUGAAAGGUUUCUUAUAUUCUACAAGAUUUAUCAGUUAUAUUUGUUUCACAUGUGUCAGUAUUAUUAGUUUCUUGUCAAUGUUGACAUUUAAUCAUACUUAUAUUUAAACCUUGGUGGCUGUAUUAGUAAAAUAGUAAUAUCUUUGCACUAUUGUUUUGUAAAGAAUGUCAAUAGACUCUAAACUUGUUUAUAGCAUGGUUUCCUCUCUGUUCUUUAGACAAUUUUCCUUGUACUUCACCUUUAGUUGUUUUUGUUUGUUUUUUUUUUAUUUGGCACAUUUCUGUUGUCAGUAAUAUUUUAACACUUAAAUGCAUUAAUAUUAAAAACCCUUGCUUUCUUACAUUGCUGUUCUUCCAUGCAUUUCCCUGUGUAAUUCACAAAUAUUUAAAUACAUCAUGCUUGAAAAUAAAAGCAAAGAAACCUGAAUUACAGAGCCAUUGGACAUUUUCUUGGCAGGUAGAAGUUACAGUAGUUUAAGGGGGUGAAUUAGAGGAAAAGAUCAUCUGUGUGUGUCUGUCUGCAAAAUAUCAAGGUCAAAUGGGUCAGUGAUAUCGGACCCUCAGUGGCGGUCUCCACCAAAGCCCUUCAUUGGUUUCUCACUGCUUUUUCCUAACUUAUCAUUGGCCUCUACAUUUUAAUCCCACAUGAGGAGGCGGAGCCCCCCGACAGAGGACAGUGAAAAGCUCUUUAACCACAGACCUUCAGCAAGAAGGCAAACAGCUUUUCCACAGUUCGUUUGCUACAGGCAGAGAAUUUACCCAAAAAGCAGAAAGAUGGCAAGCUCCUUCACCCGUCUGAUUUCAACACGCAACACGGCUGUCCUGUUGGCCAGUUUGGGUGCAGGAACGGUGGCAACUGGUUUCCUGUUGAGUGAAAAUGGCUCUCUGGCUGCUGAGGCAAAAAAGAAACUGUAUCCUCCAAGCUCGGACUUCCCUGAUCUGAGGAAACACAACAACUGCAUGGCCUCGGCUCUGACUCCAGCCAUUUAUGCUAAACUGAGGGACAAGCUCACACCUAACAACUGGACGCUGGACCAGUGCAUCCAAACUGGAGUGGACAACCCCGGACACCCUUUCAUCAAGACGGUGGGAUGUGUUGCUGGGGAUGAGGAGAGCUAUGAGGUGUUUGCAGACCUCUUUGACCCUGUCAUCGUAGACAGGCACAACGGCUACAACCCAAAAACCAUGAAACACCCAACUGACCUGGAUGCUUCCAAGAUAACCAAUGGCAUGUUUGAUGAGAACUACGUGUUGUCCUCCCGUGUGAGAACUGGCCGCAGUAUUCGCGGGCUGAGCCUCCCUCCGGCCUGCUCCAGGGCUGAGCGCCGUGAGGUGGAGCGGGUGGUUGUCACGGCUCUGGCCGGUUUGAAGGACGACCUGGCCGGACGCUACUACAGCCUGGGAGACAUGACGGAGAAAGAGCAGCAGCAGCUCAUCGAUGAUCACUUCCUGUUUGACAAACCUGUGUCUCCAUUGCUCACGUCGGCCUUCAUGGCCCGUGACUGGCCUGAUGCGAGGGGGAUCUGGCACAACAAUGAGAAGACCUUCCUGAUCUGGGUUAAUGAGGAGGACCACACCAGAGUCAUCUCCAUGGAAAAGGGAGGCAACAUGAAGAGGGUGUUUGAGAGGUUCUGCAGAGGACUCAAGCAGGUGGAGCAUUUGAUCCAGGAGAGAGGCUGGGAAUUCAUGUGGAAUGAACAUCUAGGAUACAUCCUCACAUGUCCCUCAAACCUGGGCACUGGGCUGAGAGCAGGCGUACAUGUCCGCCUGCCAAACCUGAGCAAGGAUGCCCGUUUCUCCAAAAUCCUUGACAACCUGAGACUGCAGAAGAGAGGUACAGGUGGAGUGGACACAGCUGCCAUAGGAGACACUUUUGACAUCUCCAACAACGACCGUCUGGGCAAAUCUGAGGUGGAACUGGUCCAGCUUCUGAUCGACGGUGUGAACUACCUGAUCGACUGUGAGAAGAGGCUGGAGAAGGGACAAGAUAUCAAAGUCCCAGCUCCCAUUGCUCAGUUUAAAAAGUAAAAGGCUGGCCUUGACAGCAGGAUGGCAGCUCUCGACUCCAUGUUCCCUCCCAGUCUGAGUCUAUGGGAAAGCACAGAACUCAGUCUGGUCUCCACUAUGGAGGAGGUGCUUUCCUUAUGCCUCCUACAUGGAAUACAAAUCUUUAGAGUAGUCUACGGAAAUAAGAACUCUACCUCAUGUUAAGGUCUUCACUGUAACCAUGACUUCAUUAAAGUCAACAGUAUUAUAAUAGUA
Molecule: messenger RNA, 2840 nt
Organism: Sphaeramia orbicularis (orbiculate cardinalfish)
Lineage: Eukaryota; Metazoa; Chordata; Actinopteri; Kurtiformes; Apogonidae
Gene: ckmt2a
Product: creatine kinase, mitochondrial 2a (sarcomeric)
Exons: 10
Coding region: 1224-2606 (460 amino acids)
Biological process (GO): phosphocreatine biosynthetic process
Cellular component (GO): mitochondrion
Molecular function (GO): creatine kinase activity
Source: RefSeq, a predicted model, not a curated record